Molecule: messenger RNA, 1398 nt
Organism: Chaetura pelagica (chimney swift)
Lineage: Eukaryota; Metazoa; Chordata; Aves; Apodiformes; Apodidae
Product: uridine-cytidine kinase-like 1
Exons: 13
Coding region: 1-1398 (465 amino acids)
Cellular component (GO): cytoplasm
Molecular function (GO): ATP binding; kinase activity
Source: RefSeq, a predicted model, not a curated record
AUGGAGCUGGGAUGGGAGCUGUGCUGCAGCCACGCUGGUGCUACCAUAUGCUGGUCCCCAGGCCUGUGUGGUGGCAGCGCCUCGGGCAAGACAACAGUGGCAACACGGAUCAUUGAGGCGCUGGAUGUGCCCUGGGUGGUGCUGCUCUCCAUGGACUCGUUCUACAAGGUGCUGGACGAGGGGCAGCAGGCGCUGGCAGCCCGCAGUGACUACAACUUUGACCACCCUGAUGCCUUCGACUUCGAGCUGCUGGUCAGCGUCCUCCGCAAGCUGAAGAAGGGCAAGAGCGUGAAGGUGCCGGUGUACGACUUCACCACGCACAGCCGCCGCCGCGAGUGGAAAACGGUGUAUGGGGCCAACGUCAUUGUCUUUGAAGGGAUCCUGGCCUUUGCCAACAAGGAGCUGCUGAAGCUCCUGGACAUGAAAGUGUUUGUGGACACGGACUCUGACAUCAGGCUGGUGCGGCGGCUGCAACGUGACAUCAUGGAGCGUGGCCGUGACAUCGUGGGUGUCAUCAAGCAGUACAACAAGUUUGUGAAGCCAGCCUUCGAGCAGUACAUCGAGCCCACCGUGCAGGUGGCUGACAUCGUGGUGCCCAGGGGUGGGGAAAACUUUGUGGCCCUGGACCUCAUUGUGCAGCACGUGCACAGCCAGCUGGAGAAGCGCGAGAUCACCGUCAGGGCAGCCCUGGCCUCUGCCCACCAAGGGCAGCCACUGCCGAAGACACUGAGCGUCCUGGAGAACACGCCGCAGGUGCGGGGCAUGCACACCAUCAUCAGGAACAAGGACACGACCAGGGACGAGUUUAUCUUCUACUCCAAGCGCCUGAUGAGGCUGUUGAUUGAACAUGCCCUUUCCUUCCUGCCACUGAAGUCUGUCACUGUGGAGACGCCCCAGGGGACCAUAUACGAAGGGAAGCGGUUCCACAGGCAGAGGAUCACUGGCGUGUCCAUCCUGCGUGCAGGGGAGACAAUGGAGCAGGCCCUGACUGCAGUCUGCAAGGACAUCCGCCUGGGCAAGAUCCUGAUCCAGACCAACCAUGACACGGGGGAGCCCGAGCUCCACUACCUGCGCCUGCCCAAGGAGAUCAGCGAGGACUAUGUCAUCCUGAUGGACAGCACUGUGUCCACUGGUGCCGCUGCUAUGAUGGCCGUGCGCGUCCUGCUGGACCACGAUGUCCAGGAGGACAGGAUCUUCCUGCUGUCACUGCUGAUGGCGGAGAUGGGGGUGCACUCGGUGGCCUACGCCUUUCCCCGCGUCCGCAUCAUCACCACGGCUGUGGACAAGCGGAUCAACGAGGAGUUCCACAUCAUCCCAGGCAUCGGGAACUUUGGGGACAGAUACUUUGGCACUGAUGGCCCCUCUGCCUGGUGUGAGAGCGACGGCAUGGACUGCUGA